AAGUCUGUCAUCCAGCACGCACUCACGAGGUCUUUCGGCUCGAAGAGACCGGCCAGCAGUAUUUUGUCGGCCUUUGGCAUCGAUUCCAAUUCCUCUCCCCAACCACUACCCUGCCCGACGGAAGCUUUCUGCCUGCGUGCAAAGGCUGACCCAGCCCACAAUGGACGACGAAGACGACCCAGUCAUUGCCUCCUACGACGUCUACCUGACAGAUGCGCCUGGGUCUAACAGCAAAGACUCCUCCUCUAGAAUCUUCGUCCUCCAAUAUCCUUCGCACCGACGCCGCUCCAAACCGUACAAUGCCGCUCUAUCUCAGACACCCACAUCUCUACGCUUGAAACCAGACACGGGCUUUUUGGAGGUGGACGUUCCGAUAUUGACAAAUGAAUAUUAUAACUACAAUGCCGCUGAAAAAUUUGGAAAGGCCAUGUUGGAUAGUCGUACCAAACAGGUAGGCGGCUCACACGGGCUCGCUGGAGGUUUCUCCGCAGGCCCUGCCCAUUCAAGAAUGAGAGACGUGCCCAUGCACGAGAACUCCUCCCAUGAUGUGCCCUUGCUGGCCUCUCAGACCCUCGGCGGAAAGCUCGUCGAUCCAAGCCCACGAGAUCCUAUCUACCUGGUUGGAUGUUUCCACCGAGACCAAUUGCAUCUCUCCCACGUGGACGGUGUGGUGCAAAUGCGGCCUCAGUUGCAUCAUAUUGAUGCCCAGGAUGAACUCACUCAGAAGCGCCUUCAAUCAAAUACACCAAAUGCACGACAAAAGCCUGGGCUCGAGACUCCCGCUCCCAAAGUCGAAUCCAAGGCCAUUGAAAUUAAAAUCAAAGAUAGCAAAGAGGACACAAGAGAUCGCAGUCUUAAUGAGAAUGCAAGACUUCUUCGUGAUAUUCAAGUUGACGAUUGGCAACAUCAUGAGUGGGUAGACGAAGAUGACGAUGACGCGGAGGCGGCGUUUGGCAGACUCAUGCAUUCACGCUGUGGCGCAGACAAUCUGCCUAUCAGAUUACGCAGUUCCAUUGGAAAUGGGGACUGGCUGGACAGAAUGAGUGCUCCGAGAGAAGAUGGCAAGAAAGGGUUACUGGCAAAGCUGCGCGGUCGGGAGCGCGAACGUGCGAGAAGGAAGAAGGCUGAAGAAGAAAAGCGUCAACGACAAAAGGAAGUCUCAGGAGCCGCAGUCGAUCCCAGCAGCGCAAUGUUGGACAUGAGUUCGGACAGUGAUCUGACCACACCUGGAUCAUCGGAUAGUGAGGUUGAGGAGGACACCACGAUGGCAGGAACACAAGAGGUUGAGCCUGUGACUAUCAAGGAAGAGCCUGCCGCCUCGGGCUCGCUUUCGAUGACAACAAGCAGCGGGCCAAAGAAGAGAGGACGGCCCAGAAAGUCUCAACCGCUCGCGGCCGGAGACUGAGAUCAAGAAGGUGACGCAGAGAAGGCGUAUCCUGACUGAACAACAGUUCAAGCAUAUGAGCAAUCUCCUUAAGAGAUGCCUCCGUUUGGCAAUCAGUGACAAGCGCGUCUGAGUAAAGAAUGACUUUGCCGCUAUUUUGGCCGCACGAAGUGUUGCAAUGGCAGAGCACAAUUUCUAUGCUGGACGAUGAAUGAUACAACCGACUCGAUGAAUCAAUUGCGGUGCAGGAUACGGAGUACUACUGUUCUGCUCUUCAUUGGCCGACAUCUUAGAAAAGAGCAC
Exophiala xenobiotica is the source of this 1687-nucleotide messenger RNA. RefSeq lists its product as uncharacterized. Bases 161 to 1405 code for a protein of 414 amino acids. Gene Ontology annotation, biological process: DNA-templated transcription. Lineage: Eukaryota; Fungi; Ascomycota; Eurotiomycetes; Chaetothyriales; Herpotrichiellaceae. The record is from RefSeq and is a predicted model, not a curated record. The transcript has a single exon. Gene Ontology annotation, cellular component: RNA polymerase III complex; nucleus.